AUGGUGCUCAGCGUGGACACUGCGCUGCUGGCGCACGCUGCGCAGAGCGCGACGCCGCUCUCGCACAUCCUCAUGCUCACCAGCGCGCUCCCCUUCCCUCUGCACUGGGGGCUCAAGCGGCUUCAUACCGAGGGCCUCCCGUUCCGCAUGCAGCCGCCGCCACGAAGUCGGAUAGCGCGGAUCAUUGGUGACGAGACCGCUGCGGCGCCGGCGGAGCCGACGCAGUGUCCGGUGAAAAAGAUCGCAAAGCAACUUGAUACAUUGGACCGGCAGCUCGCCCAGCUGCAGGAUGCUGAGGCCUUCAACGCCGAGAAUCCGUAUCUCAAUGGGCUCUUCGCUCCGGUGGACAGCACGAUGCCGCCGACACCACUUGAGCUGGUCGAGGGCGCCUUGCCACCCGACAUGCCCGCCGGCUGCUUCAUGCGCAACGGCCCAAACCCGGUGCCAGACAAUGGCUACGACAAGCGUAUGCACUGGUUCGACGGGCACGGGAUGAUCCACUCGCACGAGCGGGAGUUGGGGCAAACCUACUUCAUGACUCUGGGCGAGCUCGCGGGGGUGCCCGGCAUACUGAAGGCCUUGCUCGUGGCAACCUCAAAGAUGGAACUCGCAGGAAUGGACAUGCUGCGCGGGUCGGUCGCAAACACCGCCAUCAUGACCUGGGGCAAGAGGCAUUUUGCGUUGGCAGAGACUGGCUUGCCGUUUGAGUUCUCCCUCACAGGCGAGGGCGAGGUCGUGUCUCACGGCUUUGAGAACUUUGAUGGGCAGCUCGACUUCCCAUUCACGGCACACCCAAAGGUGCACGCACCCUCGGGCGACCUCAUCUUUCACGGCUACAGCUUUGGCGCCACGGCGCGCAAGUGGUGGGGGCGGAUGCGGCAAGCGCCGAACGGCAAGUUCGAGCUGAUGCGCAAGGUGGAGCUGGACCCGCAGUACGCCUCUGGGCUGAUGCACGACCUCGCGGUGACGGACCACUACGCUCUCCUCUUCGACAUGUCCAUCACUGUCGGCCUCAACGCCGUCUUCUCGGGAACCUUUGGACACUUUGACGACUCGCGGCCAGUCGUGCAUCCGCUCAACGCGUGGGAGGAGGACGGUGGCGAUACCAUUGUGCUAUGGUCGCCAGUUUGCACGAGCUUUGACGGCUCGGCCAACCCCGAGAACGAGGCGUACAUGGCCGAGGUGGUGCUCGACCUUCGCACGGGUACCGCUACGACGCGGAUGGUCGACAAGACGCGCAACACCGAGUUUUGCCGCCUACACCCGGACUACGUCGGCCGCCCGGCCCGCUAUGGCUUCUCGGGCGAGAUGGACGGUGGCGACGCGCGCUUCGGGGGCAUAAUCAAAUGGGAGCUUGCGCGCGGCGGGGGUGGGCUGCAGAAGGCUGCGCGCUUCGGGCCCGGCCGCUGGGGCGGAGAGCCGAUCGUCGUGCCCAAGGUGAGGCCGGCGUCGGGCGGAGGCGGGAGCAGGGCCGUGGAUGGUGUGGUGAGACGGGCCACUGCGCCAGCAGCGUCCAGCCUCUCAGAGUCUACCUCGGGUGCGAUGACGGGGGACGGCGAGGCGGGCGCGGCUGCCGACACCACGCCAGCGGGCGCCAAGGCAGCAGACGCCUCCGACGCCGCGUAUUUGAUUACUUUCGUGCAUGACGAGCGGGACGGGGAUAGCUUCGUCUCCCUCAUCGACGGCGAGACCAUGCAGCAAGCCGCGCUAUUUCGAGUUCCCAGCCGAGUGCCGCUGGGUCUGCACGGCCAUUGGGAGGCGGCGCGGCACGCCGACGAGCUGCUGGCGGAGGUCGAGGCGGAGAAGCGCGCCAAGGGCAAGAAGGGCAAGAAGAAGAAGAAGAAGGGCGGUCGGAGCGGCGGCGCUGGGCCGUCGCAGGAGGCGCCGGCAGAGGCGGCGGCAGCCAAGCCCGCGCCGUUGGACAGGGAGGGGUUGCUCAAGCUUCUCGCGGAGCUCCACGAGGACAGGAUCCGGUUCGGCAUCACGCCGGAGACGUCGGUCGAGGGAUUGGCGGAGGCGGCCAGGGUGCGGGAGGCGGCCUAG
Emiliania huxleyi CCMP1516 is the source of this 2043-nucleotide messenger RNA. RefSeq lists its product as hypothetical. NCBI's taxonomy places the organism in Eukaryota, Haptophyta, Isochrysidales, Noelaerhabdaceae. Gene Ontology annotation, biological process: carotene catabolic process. Gene Ontology annotation, cellular component: chloroplast stroma. The transcript has 12 exons. The coding region runs from base 1 to 2043 and encodes 680 amino acids. The record is from RefSeq and is a predicted model, not a curated record. Gene Ontology annotation, molecular function: carotenoid dioxygenase activity.